CAUUGCCAAGCAGUUUCAUUGCACGACGUCAAUCCAUCCCAUCUCGUGUUUUCUGCACAGACAAGAUUGCAAGAUGGCUCGCGGUCCGAGAAAGCACCUGAAGCGCCUGGCGGCUCCGUCGUCAUGGAUGCUUGACAAGCUGUCGGGCACGUACGCGCCGAGGCCGUCGCCAGGCCCACACAAGCUCCGUGAGAGCCUUCCCCUCAUUGUUCUCCUCCGCAACCGCUUAAAGUACGCUUUGAACGGGCGUGAGGUCACCACCAUCUGCGCACAGCGACUGAUCAAAGUCGACGGCAAGGUCCGCACCGACACGUGCUACCCGACCGGGUUCCAGGACGUCGUCUCGAUUGAGAAGUCCGGCGAGCACUUCCGCAUCCUGUACGAUGUCAAGGGCCGCUUUGUUGUCCACCGCAUCACCCCUGAGGAGGCUUCGUACAAGCUACUCAAGGUCAAGAAGAUCCAGCUCGGCUCCAAGGGCGUGCCACACAUUGUCACUCACGACGGUCGCACGAUCCGCUACCCGGACCCAGUGAUUCGCGCCGGUGACACAGUCAAGUACAGCAUCGAGGAGAACAAACUUCUGGAGCACAUCAAGUUCGACACGGGCGCGUCCGUCAUGAUCACUGGCGGCCGUAACCAGGGUCGUGCAGGCAUCAUCACCGGGCGUGAGAGGCACCCGGGCGGCUUCGACAUUGUCCACGUUCGCGACCCGCUCGGCCGGGAGUUCAGCACGCGUGUCGGCAACAUCUUCGUUACCGGCACUGACGGAAAGCACUGGAUCUCCGUCCCCCGCGGCGGCGGUGUCAAGCUGACCAUCACCGAGGAGCGUGACCAGAGGAGGAAGCAGAAGGAGUCUGCUGCGGGCAACUAAGCUGCUUGACUUGGAUUUUUGCUCGCAAGCGCAGCGGCGCUCAAUACAGGGCAGGAGGCAGUCCGUUUGAGUGAUGUCUGCAGGCUGGAUGGGAGAAGGAGCAAAGGGCGAGAGUUAAUCGCACUUCCAUCCGCUUACCAGCCUGUGCACGCCGGCCACGCUCGCUCAAUCGAUGGGAGGAGCGUCAGGAUCGAAGGCAGCGCUCGUCCGCCGCAUCCCUAUCACCACCACCUUGUGGUACUGUGUAUUGUCUGACUGUAUGCAGUUCUCACUCUCCAUGUCUCCUUGUAACAAAAUGGCAUUUCAUACUAUGACCCGCCUUGUGAC
Messenger RNA from Tilletiaria anomala UBC 951, 1198 nucleotides. Its product is annotated as putative ribosomal protein S4.e, cytosolic. Bases 74 to 871 code for a protein of 265 amino acids. Gene Ontology annotation, molecular function: RNA binding; structural constituent of ribosome. NCBI's taxonomy places the organism in Eukaryota, Fungi, Basidiomycota, Exobasidiomycetes, Georgefischeriales, Tilletiariaceae. The record is from RefSeq and is a predicted model, not a curated record. Gene Ontology annotation, biological process: translation. Gene Ontology annotation, cellular component: ribosome; cytosolic small ribosomal subunit. The transcript is spliced from 2 exons.